AAAAAAAAAAAAAAAAAAAAAGGAGGAGAAAAAAAAGAAGAAAAAGAAAAGAUAGAGAAAGAGACAGACAGAGGGAGCCAAGCCGGCAUCUCUUCUGUUUCAAUCUCCUUCACUGUUCCAGAAAUCCCUUUGUUUCUUCAGAUGAAAACUUUGUCUGUAUCUUAUGUUCCAUAUCAUUCUUCUUUCAGAUUUUAACAAAAACAAUUUAUAAAAUACCCCAAGAAUUUUUUUUUUUGUCAUUCUGUUACCCUUGUUGUCUCUCCCAACUGCUUUGAUUGCUUCAUUGAGGUUUUGGUUGUGGAGAACGUAAUACAUUGAACCAGGCUCUGCGUUCCUUAAACAAAACCGCCUUGUAACGCGAAUUAAAGCCGUAAAUAUGAGGGACCCCAAUAAGCAUAUUGCACACCGUGUUUCUUACAGUUGAAGAUUUUAUAUUUUUUUGCCAUUUUUCUUUGUAUUUUAGCUUCUGCAUUGUUUGUAAACUUCUGUUUAAUAGGUUUCUUCUCCCAAAAAGGAAAAAAAAGAAAAGAGCUGUUCUUAAUAGGUACAUGUAUAUGUUUGUAAUUCAUCGGACUUGUCAUUGUUCCCUCAUCGACUGAAGGUCGAAGUAAUACUGUAAUAGAGGGAGGGGGCAAUUUUUGUAUCAAAAAACCUGGCGACUUCGAUCACCCACCUUGCGAUUUCUGGCGGUAAUUCCUACUACCACCAUUAUCAUAACAAUUGGUCUAUCAAGCAAUGGGGGUCGGGUGGAGCCCUCUGAGAUUCCAUCUCAAUGAGGUGUCAUAUUUCAUGGUCUUGAUUUUGCUUCUGAAAAUUCAUGGGUGUCAGUCGCUUAAUAUUGAAGGAUUGGCUUUGUUAGAAUUUCGGGCAAAAGUGGUUAGUGACCAUUUUGGGGCCUUUGCAAACUGGAACCCCAAUGACAAAGAUCCAUGUAUGUGGUCGGGCGUUCACUGUGUGGAUGGUAAAGUGCAAAUGCUGGAUCUAAAAGAGCUUUCUUUGGGAGGAACUCUGGCGCCUGAACUUGGAACUCUUAGUCACUUAAGAUCUCUCAUCCUUUACAAGAACCACUUCUCAGGUGUAAUUCCUAAAGAGAUUGGAGGGCUUACAAUGCUGGAGCUAUUGGACUUGAGAGACAAUAACUUAAGUGGAAAAAUACCAGAGGAAAUAGGCGGAUUGCUUUCACUGAAGCGCUUGCUGCUUUGCAAUAAUAACUUUCAGGGAAGCAUUCCUUCUGCAUUGGAGAAGCUCAAGUUUCUCUUUGAACUACAAUCCGAUCCGAACCUCACAGCUGGUGUGCUUGUUGGAAUUCGCUGCUUGAAUAGAAAAUUUGGACAUCGGAUCUGGCAGAUUAAUUUGAAACAACUAGAGGAGGCAGAUUCUUUCAUGAUCAAACUUAAAAUGAGGAUCCUACUUUUUCUUCGUGCAAUCCCGUGUUUCAAGUUUGGAAAGGGCUCUUCAUAUGAUCAUGGAGAGAAAUGUUGUAAGCCUUCACCAUGUUUAUCAGAACCACUCAUAGUACAAAAUGCACAAGACUUUAACUUUGUACGCCGUAGACUGCUUGAAGAAUCCAACAACCUCCCAGCUGCCCCUGCGAGCGGUGUUGUUCCCCCUGAACAGAUGGUUACAAUUCCAACAACUCGAAGUAGUGGAGCUUUCCCUGCAGUACCUAAUGAAAAGAAGAAACAAUCUCCUACAUCCGUGCCUCCUACCUCUACUAAACUUCCUCAAUCUCCUCAUCCUGACACGCAGUUGAGAAACUCGACUGACCAGCCUGCAGUAGCCGGUGGUUCCUCUGGAGCCAAAUGGAAAUAUGCUCUUGUGGUUCUAGGUGGAAUAUUCUUGGUUGUUGUUUCUACUGCCGUGCUGUGUGCAUGUCGAAGUCGAGGAGUGACAACGAUAGGUCCUUGGAAGAGUGGACUUAGUGGUCAGUUACAGAAGGCAUUUAUUACAGGGGUACCGAAGUUGAACCGCUCUGAGCUAGAAACUGCCUGUGAGGAUUUCAGCAACAUCAUUGACACUUUUGCAGACUGCACUUUGUUCAAGGGAACACUUUCCAGCGGAGUUGAGAUUGCAGUGGCAUCGACUGCAAUUACUUCAUCCAAAGACUGGACAAAAUCAUAUGAAGUUGCAUAUAGGAAGAAGAUUGAUACACUGUCACGUGUGAACCACAAGAACUUUGUCAAUCUUCUUGGCUACUGUGAGGAAGAUGAACCUUUCCUUAAGAUGUUGGUGUUUGAGUAUGCUCCCAAUGGAAACCUAUUUGAGCAUCUUCAUGUUAAAGAAGCUGAACAUCUUGACUGGAAUGCCAGGAUGAGGAUUAUUAUGGGAAUUGCUUAUUGCCUUCAGUAUAUGCACCAUGAGCUGAACCCACCAGUACCACAUACCAAUUUGCAAUCUUCUGCUGUCUUUUUGACAGAUGAUUAUGCUGCUAAGAUUGGGGAGCAUACUACCUGGUCAGAUUUAUUUAAAUCAAAGAAUUAUGGUCAAGAUGAAUCGAGACAUUCUGAACUUCCACCCCUUGCUGAUCUUGAAGCAAACGUGUACAGUUUUGGAUUAUUGUUGCUGGAGAUCAUUUCUGGGAAGCUUGCUUAUUCUGAAGACGGUCCCCUUGUGAACUGGGCUGCCGAAUACUUGAAUGACAAGCGGAGCAUCAGCUACAUGAUUGAUCCCACACUCAAAUGCUUCAAGACAAAUGAGCUCGAUGUUAUUUGCGAGGUAAUCCAGGAAUGUAUCCAUCAGAAUCCAAGGCAGAGACCAACAAUGAGGGAGAUCACAUCCAAACUGAAGGAAGUGAUUGCCAUCUCACCUGAUGCAGCAACCCCGAGACUAUCUCCACUCUGGUGGGCGGAGCUUGAGAUUCUCUCUGUGGAAGCUACUUAAGGUUUAGCUGGCUUCCUCCUUUACCUUGUAAGUCAAGCCCCUCUCUCUCUCUCUCUCUCUGUAGCUCUCAUGUGCCAAAAAGAAAUAGUUGUAUAAUCCAUGUUUUUUUUCCUUGUACACCUAUACCCUAUUUUCUGUAUUCAAGUUUGUUCCCUCCUUUUUUCUCACUGUCUCUCUUCCCUGUUGUGAUGAUUCAUUUAUAAUUUAUUCUUUCCUAUUUUUCCCCUACUACCAUAAUAAGAGUGUGAUCCAAGGUUUCACACACUGGUGCCGUAGCCCCAAUUUAUACCUAACAUGUACUUGACUCUGAGAUGAGAGACUGGGAUUGUAAACAGCCACAAUAGUAUUGAGACCAAGUCCAUCUGCAGUGAUUAUUUUAACUUGUAAACAUUCUUAUAUAUAGACUCUUGGGAGCUGUAGAUUAUUUGACCCCUUGAAA
Telopea speciosissima is the source of this 3319-nucleotide messenger RNA. RefSeq names its product protein MALE DISCOVERER 2-like. Gene Ontology annotation, biological process: protein phosphorylation. The record is from RefSeq and is a predicted model, not a curated record. Bases 736 to 2880 code for a protein of 714 amino acids. NCBI's taxonomy places the organism in Eukaryota, Viridiplantae, Streptophyta, Magnoliopsida, Proteales, Proteaceae. Gene Ontology annotation, molecular function: protein binding; protein kinase activity; ATP binding. The transcript is spliced from 14 exons.